This is a messenger RNA of Colletotrichum graminicola M1.001, 1506 nucleotides long. RefSeq lists its product as uncharacterized. Gene Ontology annotation, biological process: cardiolipin biosynthetic process; CDP-diacylglycerol biosynthetic process. The coding region runs from base 1 to 1506 and encodes 501 amino acids. The record is from RefSeq and is a predicted model, not a curated record. NCBI's taxonomy places the organism in Eukaryota, Fungi, Ascomycota, Sordariomycetes, Glomerellales, Glomerellaceae. Gene Ontology annotation, molecular function: phosphatidate cytidylyltransferase activity. The transcript has 2 exons. Gene Ontology annotation, cellular component: mitochondrion.
AUGGCCCUCUCACGCCUCCUGGCAAGUACCCUCUCUUAUAUGUUUUUGGAUGCCGAAAAGAAGGAGGAGGACAAGACUAAGGAGGACAGGCCUCCUCCAUACACUCACAGAGGCUCGGCAAUCAACUUCAACUGGGCCCGCGAAGCCGAAAAGAAGGAGAGAAGCGGACCGACCUUGUCAGCGGAUAAUUGGGAGGAGCAUCCCGAUGCCAGGAUUGAGGACUUCGAAGAGCUUCCUUACAAGGAGUUUGGCAUCAACCAGCACAUGGAGGUCAAUGCCGAGUUCAGAAAGGUCCUCAAUGAAGUCGUCCGGGAGUUCCGUGCCCCCAUCAUGUAUGCCAUGGCUUACGGUUCCGGUGUUUUCCCCCAGUCCAAGGCCACUAGGACUGUCACGGAUGAGGAGUUCCGCGCUGUCCACCCCAAACCCUCGCCCUCCUUGAUGGAGGUUCAGAAGGGUGGCCCCAAGAUGAUCGAUUUCAUUUUCGGAGUCACUCACACCCAACACUGGCAUUCGCUGAACAUCCGUCAGCACCGUGACCACUACUCUGGUCUGGCCAGCUUUGGCUCCGGUCUCGUCUCGACCUUCCAGGACCGCUGGGGUGCCGGUGUCUAUUUCAACCCUUACGUCACAAAGAAGGGCAUGCUCAUCAAGUACGGCGUGACGUCGAUCGACAACCUCUGCACCGAUCUCUCCACCUGGAACAACCUGUACCUCGCUGGAAGACUUCACAAGCCUGUUAAGAUCCUACGUGAUCAUCCUCGAGUUCGCCUUGCGAACCAGGUCAACCUCAUUUCGGCUGUCCGCACUGCUCUCCUGCUCCUGCCCCCAAAGUUCACCGAAAAGGAGCUCUUCUCGACUAUUGCUGGUAUCUCGUAUCUCGGUGACCCGCGCAUGUCUUUACCAACUGAGAAUAAGAGCAAGAUCAACAACAUCGUGGACAACAACAUGAUCUCUUUCCGCAAACUUUACGGUCCGCUUCUUAACACGAUGCCUAACGUCGACUUCGCCGACGGAGCCGACCAGCAGAGCAAACACGCUUCCGAUGCCGAGUACGAUGGCGCCAUGUACCAGGAUAUGGAUCCGAUCAAGCGUGGCAACAUGGUUCGUCGCCUGCCCAAAGCCUUCCGCUCGCGCCUGUAUUUCCAGUAUCAGAAGAAGUCGAUGGUUCCGGCCUCGGAAUUCAAGGCCAUGAUGGACGCCUCCAAGGAAGAGGAGGACGUGAGCUUCAAGCGCCGCGAGGGUGGUGGCUUCGAACAACGCAUUGUCCAGGACGACCCGGAUGAGCUGCGGAAGUCGAUUCGCAAGGUCAUCAGGCAAACUGUCAACUGGCCCGCAACCGCGCAGUCGGUCAAGGGCUUGUUCACUGCUGGUGUCGGCCGCUCCAUCCGUUACCUCUCCGAGAAGUUGACCAAGUACAACGAAGGCAAAGCAAAGGCCAAGGUCAAGGCUGAAGAGCUCAAGAAACAGGAGAGCGAGGCCGCAGACAAGGCCAAGAAGGAGGAAUGA